UGCUCCGCGCUCACAGUGACCGCUAGCCAGCAGAGAUGCCUCCCGAACACCGCGACCAAGCCCCCGCUGUCCGGCCCGGGGCCCCCGCUGUCGCGUCGCUCCACUGACCCAAGAUGACAGAGGGGUUCCUGGCGGUGAAACGGCGAGGCUAUGAGUGCUACUUCUCCUGUUUCGCUCGGCGCAGCGUGGCGGAGGCGGCGGGUCGCUUCACAAGUUGUCGGUUAGCAGGACGCGUGUGAGGGAUCGGACUUAAAGGCGCCGCGCACCGGGUCGUGGCCGCGGACAUGGACCAGCAGAGCCUCGACCUGGAGCGGGACCGGCAGGUCUGCGAACUUUGUGGGAAAAUGGAGAACCUCCUGAAGUGUGGCCGCUGCCGGAGCUCCUUCUACUGCAGCAAGGAGCACCAGAAGCAGCACUGGAAGAAGCACAAGCUCAUUUGCAAGGAGGCGGAGAGGAGGGGGCAGCUUCUCGGUCAGAAGCCCGAGCAGCAGGCGCCUCCGCCGCCGCCGCCGCCGCCGCCGCCGCCGCCUCCACCUCCGCCUUCUCCUCCUCCACCGCCGCCGGUGGACAACGAGGCUCCGGAGAAACCCCCGGAGAAGAAGAGCCCCGAGCCGGCGGACAGUGCAUCUUUACCGGAGAAAGCGAACUCAGAGCUGCCCGUGGUAGGAGACAAGCCGGCGGAAGAGGGUUCGAACCCCGCCACACCUAACGGACAGAGCAGCUCGUCCCCGCAGAAACUCGCCGUGGAGUACAUCGUCCCCUGCAUGAACAAGCACGGCAUCUGCGUGGUGGACAACUUUCUAGGCGCAGAGACCGGGCUGGGAAUUCUGGACAAUGUCAAGGCUCUGCACAAAACGGGCAGGUUCACAGACGGACAGUUGGUGAGUCAAAAGAGCGACUCGACCAAAGACAUCCGGGGGGACAAAAUCACGUGGAUAGAGGGGAGGGAAGCCGGCUGUGAGAAGAUCCGCUUUCUCAUGAGUCGCAUGGACGAUGUGAUCAGACACUGUAACGGCAAACUGGGAAACUACACGAUAAAUGGAAGGACGAAAGCAAUGGUGGCGUGUUAUCCUGGAAAUGGGACAGGGUACGUGCGGCAUGUGGAUAACCCUAAUGGCGAUGGACGAUGCGUCACGUGCAUAUAUUACCUUAAUAAAGACUGGAGUGCCAAGGAACACGGAGGCCUUCUUCGAAUCUUCCCAGAAGGAAAGGCCCAAUUUGCCGACAUAGAGCCCAAAUUCGACCGUCUGCUGCUGUUCUGGUCAGACAGACGGAACCCUCACGAGGUUCAGCCCGCCUUCGCCACCAGGUAUGCCAUCACGGUUUGGUAUUUUGAUGCGGACGAGCGCGCCAGAGCUAAAGAAAAGUACUUAACAGGUGCAGGUGAAAAAGGAGUAAAGGUUGAACUCGACAAAUCAUCCGAUCCCAGCUAGUGGGAUCCUUGCGUUCCCCACAAACAACCAUUAAGUGCUCUAUCCUAAGAAAGUGGCCUGUAGAGAGCAUGUGUGUGUGUUUUACAAAGACUGCAGACUUUUUGCUUGAGUGGAUGGAAGAUCUGUGCUCGUGGAGACGUCAAAACCAACACACAGUGAUUUUUCUGUUCAUUUUCAGUAAACUCGGGCAACCCAGUAGACCUUGAAUGUCAUGACAUUGUACUGAAAGGGAUCUUUUUGUCUUUUUCACCUGUGCGGUGGAGAACGCUUACGUUAUAUAGCUGACAUUUUCAGAGCAUCACUUCAAACUGGAGCUCGGAGAGAAUCUACAUCCUUUUUUUGCAUAUACGUUUUUGCAGUUAAUUCCUUAAAGGUACAGUGUUCUGCAUAUGCUUAAUGUGUUAUGCUUUUCACAUGGAAUCAGCUGUUGCAAGAUACUGUAUGGCAAAAUAUGCUUGAGUUUGCAAUAAUACGAGGAAUGAUCUGAAUUAAAAACACCCUUUUAUUGACAGAACAUCAUUUGUCUUAGUUUGAGUUCAUUCAUUUGCCGCAUAGUUAAUGCAAGCCGUGUCAUUUGUCGUCUGACUGUUCCUUCUUAUCCACAUUUGUCAAUAAUCACACAUUGAUCUGUCUGACUUGGGGGUGAAGGACUCUGUUGCCUGUCCUCACCUGCCCUCUGUUUGCACUUUACACAGCUCCAUGCUGCCAUCUGCAGGACACCUACCAUGGUGCACCGUCUGUAAUUUUGUGGCUCUAUGGAUAAAUGAAAAUGAGAUACUUCACAUUCGGAAAACAUAUGUACCAUAUGUAUUUGUAUAAUCAAAAAAAUGUCCCCAACCAGUUUUAUCUUAUCAACACACAUCUGUGAUAAUUAUACUUACAAUUAAUUAGCUGGACUAUUCAAUAAUGAUGAAACCAUUUUAAUAGUAGUUUGAUCAGAUGCUAAGUGACACUGACCAUAAGGUUAUUGUAUAAACAGUUUUAAGUAAUUCCACAGUUUUUUCAGACUUUGAUUCAAUUUCUAAAUUCAUUUAAAAUUUCGUAUAGAUAUCUUUUCCUAGACAAUCACUAAACUCAAACACAGUGAGGAUGUUCCUGUUUUGUAACCAAACAACUGUCUCCUUGCUAAACUUGAAAGAAUGAUCUGCUGUGAAUGUCCAUGGCAGAUAAUGUGAUUAGUGCUCUUAGAAUGAAAACUCAUCAAUAAAAUGGUGAGACCUGAGAAAUGAA
Limanda limanda (common dab) is the source of this 2663-nucleotide messenger RNA. RefSeq names its product egl-9 family hypoxia-inducible factor 1a (gene egln1a). The transcript has 5 exons. Gene Ontology annotation, cellular component: cytoplasm; nucleus. NCBI's taxonomy places the organism in Eukaryota, Metazoa, Chordata, Actinopteri, Pleuronectiformes, Pleuronectidae. Gene Ontology annotation, biological process: peptidyl-proline hydroxylation to 4-hydroxy-L-proline; cellular response to hypoxia. Gene Ontology annotation, molecular function: L-ascorbic acid binding; peptidyl-proline 4-dioxygenase activity; ferrous iron binding. The record is from RefSeq and is a predicted model, not a curated record. The coding region runs from base 285 to 1433 and encodes 382 amino acids.